Molecule: messenger RNA, 432 nt
Organism: Eimeria necatrix
Lineage: Eukaryota; Apicomplexa; Conoidasida; Eucoccidiorida; Eimeriidae
Exons: 2
Coding region: 1-432 (143 amino acids)
Source: RefSeq, a predicted model, not a curated record
AUGCCCCUUCGCGUUACUAAGCCUCGAGGGGUGGCGACGAAGGUCAAUUGUAGUGCCUGGCACUACAACUUCCCCCGUGCUAACGAACAGAAACCGCUUGGCGGUUUUUCAGGUUCCGGCCCUUCUCUUCUCCUCAUUCUCUCCGUUCAUCACGCUUCACAACAAUCUCGGAACGUCCCACACGACGAGAACGGGCGGGCGAACGCGUAUAAAGAGAAAGGGGCGAGAGCAGCGGAAAGGGAAGAAAAAGGAGAAGAGGAAGAAGAAGAAGAAGAAGAAGAAGAAGAAGAAGAAGAAGAAGGAGAAGAAGAAGAAGAAGAAGAAGGAGAAGAAGAAGAAGAAGAAGAAGAAGAAGAAGGUCGUCAGGAUGGAUGGCGUUUGCGCUGGCGGCGCCGGCACGCCCGAAGUAAGGCGGGACACCCUGCCAAAUGA